AUGGAGGCCAGGAACAGCUUAUCUAGGGCCACCCAGGUCUCCGCCGCUGGGCCAGUGGCUUCUUCUGAGGCUGAGUUCCUGGAGACGCCCCGAGAGCUGCUGAAGUGGGCGCGGAGGAAGCAUGGUGGCGUCACCUCCCUGGCCGAGUACCGUGGAGUCAAUACAGUCUACCUGCACCUGGGGGCUGAUGGCACCGCACCGGCCACUUGCAGGUUGCGUAGGCACUUCUUCACAGCGAUGCACUUUGCCUCUGAGCGCCACCGCCAGCCUCUGAAAGUCUGUCUGAAUUCUGACCCUCCCCAAGACCUUGAAGUCCACAUCAUCCUUUCUAAAGGAGCUGCCCCGAGGCCCAACUUGGCCCGCUUGACGGUGGAGCUUCACGCGGCCGGACGGUCCCGCCGCCGGGGGCUGUUCUUGAUACUGAAGAGUGAAGGGCCCGCCCAGUGGAUGGUCCAGGCACAGCACCUCACUGGCCAGCUGCAUGUCCUGGCUUCGCACAAAGUCGUCGUCAGCAGCACAGACGUGGACCUGCCUUUGACCGUGACGCAGCACAUGCCCCCUGGGCUGGCUGACGUCAAGGAUCUUUUGCAGUACGCGGCCGAUCAGAAACUGCCUGCAGUUACGUCCUACACGGAGGCUGAGCGAGUGAACAGGUUUCUCCUCCUCGUUGGGAUGAAUGAGGCUGCUCCUGCUCCUCCCGAGGAUCCUCAGCUGCUCGGGCCCAUGUUUUUGCCUCCCCCCAGACUCAUGGUCAAGACGUGGCACUUCCCAGAGGCCGUCACAGUCGGCUGGGGGAUGAGGCAGGAAGACUUGGGAGAGGAUGGUUCUGCUGUCCAUCCAGUGCCCACUGCCAAAAUAGAGGGAGUGGAAUCGCGCUUGUGCCUGGGGGGACAAAAGCCCCUUCCUGAAAAGAAACCUCCUCAGAGAGUGUCUCCCCCAGAAGCCACCAUGGCCUUCCAGGACCUUCCUUUUCACCAUGGAAAUUUCCUGCUCAGCUUGGAGGUCUACAACUCUGAGGCUUUUGCCAAGCAACCAGGACCCUGUACAGUCGCAGCCAACAGCCGGGUCUUUGUGGAGGCCAGCCUGGCAACCUAUGACCUGUGCCUCGGCUUUACCAUCCAGCAGUGUUUCAUCUCCCCCUCUUCAGACCCUUUGGUGACCUCUCCAUACCUGCUGAUCCAGCAUGGCUGUGCGGCUGACAUCCAUGUCAAUUUGUCCAAGCCUGAGCAGGCAGUCCAGGGCCAGGCCUUGCCUCCAGGAUACCAGGAGCGCCAGCGGCUGAGUUUCUUGCUCCAACCCCGAUCCAACGACUCCAUUCAUUUUUUGCACUGCCGCCUGACACUCUGCAGCAGGGAGCCUCAUGACCCCACCAAACCCAAGGGCCCCGUUCCUAAGUGCCGGGAUGAGAGUGAGGCCUGCAAGGAAGAAGAGGAGCCAGCCAGUGAGCGCUUCCAGCGUAUGGUCACAAAACCCAUAAUUGUGACUAUUGGUUCUCCAGUUAGGGCUGCUACUCCAGGUUUGAAACGAGACAGUCUUCUGGCCAGCCAGCAAGGAAAACUGCUGAAGGAUGCAAGCCACUCACAGAAGACACAGCCAGUCCCAACUACAGCUGAGCCAAGCCUGGAGCUCCCAGCUGUAGUUGGCAUUGCUUUUUCAGCCUUUGUCAUUGGCAUUUCCCUCACUGGUGGGCUUUGGUACAUUCAUUCCCAGACAGGUGAGGCAGCGGCCAGAAAGAGAAGCCAGCCUGCAGCUGAGACAGAUCAUGAAGAAACAGCUGUUCCAAAGCCCCUAGAACUUUCCUCAGCUCUGAAUACAGCUGGUCCUGCACAUGGGUCCUUGCCCUAAGAGGUCUAUCUUGAACAGAGGUACCUGGACUUAGAAAAUUCACGCAAAAAUGAAGUAGAACCUAACAUUUAAAUAAAAUUGCAUGAAGAGCUUAUGGUGUACAGGAAGGAAAAUAUGGAACUGUCUGAUUUUGGUUGCACAUAUUGAUAAACUGAUGGCCUUGGGCAUCUUUGGUGAGAAUGUAGAACCCUGGAGCAUAUGGCUGUUAGAAAAGGAACUGGUCUCUGGAAGGGAUGCAUCAGUGAGUGAACCCGCAGCAUCCUUCUGCCUGUCUAUAGCACAGGAGCUGCCUGAAUUUCUUUGCCUUUGCUUCAAAAGGCUGAGUGGCAGCCAUGGUACACGAGCACAUGCAAGAUCCACUCCAGGUCAUUGUUCCUGGGGUACCGUAUUAGGGAUCUUUUUUCUGGGCAGGUCUCUGGAAAGGAAUAGGACCAUACGUGAGUUUUCAUGCAAGUCCCUUCCAUUUCAGUGGAGCCUGAACAUUCUCAUGGGCUGUAUCUGCUAAGGCUUCUCAGGUCUUUCUCAAAAUUCCAUGCAUGUACCUGAGAUGAAAGCCUAUAGUAAAAUGUACUUUUUAUUUUAAACUGGCCCUUUCCUGGUGUUUCUCUUGUAGGGACAUUCACAAAUGGGGACAAUUCAGGGUAAAGGUAUUCUUAGGGUGACUUUUGAAAAUGUAGCUCUACAGCUUGACAUGGUGCAGCACUUACUUGACAGGUCUCUACUGUAACAAUAGGGAGGAAAUGCAAACAUCUACAGAAACUGAAAGGAGAAUGGAGACGUGCAUAAGCUGGGCCCAUGAUAGGAAGCCUGAGAGACAAAGGAGAAUUGCUCUAUGCUCAUUUGUUUAUCUAUGCUGAUUGUCUGUCUUGUAGGUUCUGGGAGACCAAGCAUCAUCUUCAGUAAACUCUCCUGCCUUCUGCAGUAUCCAAGACACUUAGGCCAACAUCUUCAUAAUUUCUGUCCUUCAUCCAGUGCUGCAGCUGGCUGAAUUGAUAAUUUCUAACAUUGCACAAGCUCACACUCUAACCUUCAGUGUAAAUGAAUAAUUCUGUUGACAAACAA
Molecule: messenger RNA, 2907 nt
Organism: Varanus komodoensis (Komodo dragon)
Lineage: Eukaryota; Metazoa; Chordata; Lepidosauria; Squamata; Varanidae
Gene: TGFBR3L
Product: transforming growth factor beta receptor 3 like
Exons: 13
Coding region: 1-1845 (614 amino acids)
Source: RefSeq, a predicted model, not a curated record